Notolabrus celidotus (New Zealand spotty) is the source of this 4697-nucleotide messenger RNA. RefSeq names its product solute carrier family 66 member 2. Bases 616 to 1431 code for a protein of 271 amino acids. Gene Ontology annotation, cellular component: endosome; trans-Golgi network. Gene Ontology annotation, biological process: phospholipid translocation; retrograde transport, endosome to Golgi. The record is from RefSeq and is a predicted model, not a curated record. NCBI's taxonomy places the organism in Eukaryota, Metazoa, Chordata, Actinopteri, Labriformes, Labridae. The transcript has 5 exons.
AUCUUGGUGUCGCAACUCGUGACGUGGCACGUUCCCGGAAGUACGGGCAGGAGCACAGAGCAGAGAGACACAGCUCGUCAGUAAAGAAGCUGUAGCGGGUUAACCAACAUGUACAAAAUGACAGUUUCAAGUUCCCCCCGGUUUUAAGGGCUUUUUAUUGGACUUGAAAAACUUUGGGACUGUCUUCUCCUGAGUUCAGAGCAUCGUUUCGAGCUGCGGCUGCUAGCAUCAAGUGUUGAACCGGAGAAGUCAGGCGAGUCUACAUUCAACACCUGCCUCUCUCCCUCCACAGAGUGUUUCCUCCUCUGGUCAGGGCUGUUUUGGAGGUACAGUUUAACACACUGAAGCCCUCACAGUCAGGACUCUUCCUCUGUGGUGUUACUGAGUGUCGUGUCUCGGCAUUGUGUGAUGGCGUGGCAGUAGCCUCCUCCUCCUCUUUGUCUGUGUAAUCCGUGUGGGAACUAAUGUUACAUGGACAAUCCGGAUGUUACAGCAUCGAGUCAAGGAACCACUAGAGGAUAACCCCCCUGAAGUAGUCUCCUCUCAGCCGGUGGCACUCAGACGACAUCCCCUCACCACUUCUCUCCCAGGUGUUGGACAGGUGAGCAGCUGAAGAUGGAGGAUGAGGUGUUCGACCAGGUCCUGUUCGUGUUUAACCAGCUGGUGGCCUGGGUCGCUGCUGGGGCCAUGGUGUUUGGUGGGGUGGUCCCCUACAUCCCCCAGUACAGAGACAUCCGCAGGACCCAGAAUGCAGAGGGUUUCUCCACGUAUGUGUGCCUGGUGCUGCUGGUGGCGAACAUCUUAAGGAUACUCUUCAGAUUUGGCCGCUACUUUGAGACGCUGCUGCUCUGGCAGAGCAUCAUCAUGAUCGCCACCAUGCUUGUCAUGCUGAACCUGUGCACCAACGUCCGCACGGCCACUGAACUAAACACCAAAAGACGCUCCUUCAUAGCGACAGACAGUAAGGACGAGGAGGUCAGAAUCCCUAAGAGGAUCUUUCUGGACUUCGACUGGAACCACUUCUGGUCAUGGAGUCACUUUGUGGACUACCUCCAGUGUGUGCUUGGCUUUACGCUGGUCGCAGCCUACAUCACCUACCUCUUCCUGGACUCUGCACUUUUUGUGGAGUCCCUGGGCUUUCUGGCUGUCUUCACUGAAGCAAUGCUGGGCACACCACAACUCCACUGCAACUAUCAGAACAAGUCCACAGAAGGCAUGAGUAUCAAGAUGGUGCUAAUGUGGACCAGUGGAGACACCUUUAAAACCGGCUACUUCCUCCUCACCCAGGCUCCGGUCCAGUUCUGGAUAUGUGGCCUUCUACAGGUCUUCGUUGACUUUGCCAUCCUGUUCCAGGUCUACUACUACAGUCUCUACCCACAGAAGCCGCUGUCCCACACCGUCUCUCACACCACCAGUGCCAAAGCCCUCUGAAAGCUUCUGCCAGCUCCCAAAGGAUCUGGCACCACCCACAAACAGCAGGGAGGAAACGCUCUUCGAGGAUCAUUGGACGUGUAUAAACACACAUGAGUACCACCCCACAGUGACAUGGUGCAGGCUGCUCACCCACUCCUCAAAGUAUGCGUAGACACACACACACACUCAUAAAUAAGGCAUGAACAUACACAGACACGUUGUGGUGUUGGAGUGUCAGCAGCCAGAGCUGGAGAACAUUUGUUACAAACCUUUUAGUUUUAUUUACGCCACUGACGUCCUCUCAAUGCAGCGGUAUGCUCGUGUCUUGGAAUGCAGACUUAUCUCCGUCAAUCAAGCUGUGCAUGUGGAGAGUAUUAUGCACAAACAUGAAGAUAUGCAGAUGUAUGCACUGGAAUCUGCGCUCAACAAAACCUGGACCAGCUUCUGUGGUCCACAUUAGCUGAUGAUUGUAGCAUGGACCCUCUGCCUUAAACACACACAUUUAAACAUAGCUUGUUGCUUCACCAGCAACACAAAUGUAAGGAUCAAUCAACAAAUAUCACAACUCCACUGAAUGUAAAAGAUGGCAUUAGUUUUUAGUUUGUUGUAUUCUCUGACACGGUGGAGAGAUGCUGGUCAGUCUACCACGUGUUGGACAGACGGCGGCGGCGAGGAAACAAGCUGGAAGACACUCGAGGCAAUCAGAGAUCACCAAACAAAGAAGAGUCCUAGAGGCUUACAGAGCAAACUCACUGAAAACAAUGGUCUUUAAAAUGAAUCAUGAUGUUCAGGCUGCAGGAGUCAUUGAACGGCCGAUGCCAACAUUUUUGUACUGAAAAUAUUUGUAAUAUUUUGUAUAUGAUUUUGAAGACUUUCAUUCCACAGGAGUCAGAGUGAUACAGCACAACACACACACACACACACACACACUGACAGAGGGGCUGAAGGAAGAGUGAAGCCAAGAUGACAUGUUUUUCAGCAAAGGUGACAUUUUUGGUUUAUUAACAGACGUACAAACAGAAUAUAAAACAGGAAGUUAUAGAAACAAGAAAAUGAUUGAGAAUGACUUGAGUAAAUCACAGAGAGAGAUGAGGUCACAGUCAGAGGAGCUCUGCACAGACUCAUCAUCACCUGCAUGUAUUGCUCCUUAGCUACAGCGCACAUUCAGGUUUAAGACACAUGGACGGUCUUAGCUCAGUUUAUUUGAUCUAGCUUGUCCAGAAGCUCCUUGAAAAUCUUUCCUCCGUGUCACAGUCCUGUUACAAGUUUUGUCCCCCCUCCGUCAGAAUGUAAUCCUUCUGAGACGACAGGCUGUCUUCAUUAACAUCUGAUUUGAUCCAUAUUGAUUUGCCAACUGUGAUAGUUCUUCAGCCGUAUUUUUCUGCCAGUGGUUUGUUUACGUUCUGUUGUUUUUCAUCUGGUGGAAGUUAGUGUCAUAAAGGGCUGUACAGGACUCAACGUGUGUUCAGUUGUAUUGAAUCAGCCUUUUCAAUAAUCAGUAACUGACUUCCUGCAUCAGCACCGGUCUUCAACAUGAUGGCUGACUGAUGUGAACUCAGUCAUCAGCUGUGGUCUCACGUUUUCAGAGAAACAUGCUGAGCUUUAAGGCUGAUUUAUACUUCUGCGUCGCCCCUACACAGCAGGGGCCAACUUCAGCGUGAGGACCACAUACUUGUGUGUCGAUGUGUCCGUGUCGCGCAGCAAUUCUCCUCUGAAACGCUUGAGGGCAUUGUGGUCUCUCUGAUAGCCGGUCGCCCCGCUACGAUCUCUGCACGUCAGCUACGUGCGUAGGCCUCUGCGUAGGUACAGGGGCUACUCGGACCUCCAGCGUAGGCUACGCCGUCGAUUUGACGCAGAAGUAUAAAUCAAGCUUUAGUCCCCUGAACACAGCACAUGAGCUUCAAUCAAAGACUGUAUUGGGGAACAUCUUCAUGCUGUGUUUGAGUUAUUGGGUCUGUUAGUUUAUAAAGGGAGGAGACCUCUAAUCUUGAUUUGGCUUUCUGUUAUGACCCUGAUGAAGCUGAGGACCUGGGAAUAAGAUAAGGGCAGCUGAACAUCUGGUGUCAGGAUGUCAUGUGACCCUUAAACAAAUCAGAAGUUAAAUCACAGAAACCUCCCACUGCUUGGCAGCUCUGAAUUUGGCUUUGGAAAUAAAGAACUGAUACAACUUUAACUCCCUCAGGCUCUAUCACUGUUAGGACCACAGCUGAGAUCAACAGGCAGCUCAACAAAGUCCAGACUCUCUCAGACAUGAUUAUGACGUGUGGUAGCAAUGGUUAGCAUUAGCAGUAGUAAUCACAGCUGAAGGUGUAACAAGAGACUUAAGUUGUAAUGAAGCUGCAUUAUUCCUUCAGAGGUCUGCUGUAUGCUUCAGUGAUACUUCUGAGCAUGCUCAGUAACAUCACAUCAUACUGACUAUGGGCACCACUUUCUGGCCAGUUCAUUAUUUAUGAUGCAGAUCCAAUAACUCUCCUGACGUCCCCCUCAUGACUCCACAUGGCGGUGUGAAGCAGCCUCGUGAACCAGUCAGGAUUUGUAUUGUUGUUGUUUUUGUAAUUUUUCUCUGUGGAGAGGGGAAAUGCCAAACCAGGAGGUGUACGGCUGUCAGCCCGUCAGUGAACUGUUUGCCGGAGCAGACCUGAUUCUGUCCUCUUCAUUUUCAAGCUCAAGAAAUGGAAACUUCAGUUUUUUUGUCCUCCGGGGACGUAGACAGAGUUGAUUUUUCUUUGCUUUUCCUUCCUGGAAAUACACAACAGCCGGAUCUGAAGGACUGACUGGCUGGUUUCUCAGCAGUAUGUGUGUUAGCAUCUGUUCCUGGUUUCUGUUCUCAUUUUUAUAAUGCCAGUUAAAGAGAGUGUUGUUGAGGUGAGGCUGGCUGUUGUAUGAGAUAUAUCAGUGUUUUGUUAUGCUCACCUGAACCAUUAUAUCCUCAAAGUUACGAUUGAGUUACUGUUCCCUCACCAGGUUUUGAUUUGACCUGUUUUACUUUGUAUUUUGUAUCAUUAUUUUUUACCAUGUCCAGGUAUUUUCCAUAGAAACUGCCAAGGUUUUCAUUUCUUCUAUAUGAAGCCCACUCCUGGCUUCAAAUGUACCAAAAACAUCAUUUCUGUAUUUUCAUUUUGCUUCUUUUUCUUUGUUUCUUUGUAUUUUUUGUUGUCGAUAAUUUGCCAACUAUCCACCUCAACAUCUCAUGCCAUCCGUCUAAACUUCAGGCUGUAUAAAUCCCAUGCAUUGUUGAGAUUAUAAUUUGGCAUCAUCUCCCAAUAAAGGACGUUAGAAAGUUG